Molecule: messenger RNA, 1656 nt
Organism: Plasmodium gonderi
Lineage: Eukaryota; Apicomplexa; Aconoidasida; Haemosporida; Plasmodiidae
Product: tryptophan-rich antigen
Exons: 2
Coding region: 1-1656 (551 amino acids)
Source: RefSeq, a predicted model, not a curated record
AUGGAAGGGUAUCUUAAGCUUCUCUUGUUCAUUAAAAUUCCUACAAUUUUAUUUUUGUUUUGUAUAUGCCAAUAUAACAAAGAUGAUAGCUCUUUUAUUAAGCUAACUGAUAUUGAAGAAAAGGUAGAUAAACCAUUAAGCUCAAGAACAAUUCGAUUAUUAUCUAAGGAUGAUGAAAUAAAUAAAUCAAAACACGAUCAUCUAAAUGGAACAACAACAAAGCGAACGAAGACAACGGUCUUAAAAAAUCUAACAAUUCCAGAUGAUGUGAAAAAUAGUAUGAGUCAAGUGAAAACAACUGUCUUAAAAAAUAUAACAAUUCCCGAUGACGUAAAAAAUAGUGUAAGUCAAAUGAGGACAACUGUCUUAAAAAAUAUACCAAUUCCUGAUGACAUGAAAAAUAGCAUGAAUCAAAUGAAAACAACCGCCACAAAAUACAUGACAAUUGCUGAUGAUAUAACAAAAACUAAUAUAAGGCAAAUGAAGACAACCGCCACAAAAUACAUGACAAAAACUAAUAUAAACCAGAUGAAAGCAACUGCCACAAAAUACAUGGCCAUUGCUGAUGACAUAAAAAAAGCUAAUAUAAGCCAAAUGAAAGCAACAGCCACAAAAUACAUGGCAAUUGCUGAUGACUUAAAAAAGGCUAAUAUGGAUCAAAUGAAAGCGACCGCUGCAAAAUGUAUGACAAUUGCUGGUGACAUAAAAAAAGCUAAUAUAAACCAAAUGAAAGCAACAGCCACAAAAUACAUGACAAUUGCUGAUGACAUGACAAAAACUAAUAUAAACCAAAUGAAAGCAACAGCAACAAAAUACAUGGCAAUUGCUGAUGACUUAAAAAAAGCUAAUAUAAGUCAAAUGAAAGCAACUGCCACAAAAUACAUGGCAAUUGCUGAUGACAUGACAAAAACUAAUAUAAACCAAAUGAAAGUGACCGCUGCAAAAUGUAUGACAAUUGCAGGUGACAUAAAAAAAACUAAUGUAAACCAAAUGAAAGCGACCGCCACAAAAUACAUGACAAUUGCUGAAGAAUUAAAAAAAAAUAAUAUGGAUCAAAUGAAGGCGACCGCCACAAAAUACAUGGCAAUUGCGGGUGACAUAAAGAAAACUAAUAUGAGUAAGUUGAAAGGAAUCAACGUAAAAAAUCAACUAAAAGUUGAUAACAUAAAAACAAGUGAAUUAAAAGAAAUGAAUGUAAUUAAUGUAAACAAUAAAGAAAAUGAUGUCUACUUGAAAGAAAAUGAAAUGUGCGCAACAAAAGCAAAUGGAUCCAUAGGUCAUAUACCCCCAAAAAAAAAAAACAUUUGGGAAUGUAUUGAUUCCUAUUUUGAAAAAAAAUUGUUUCAAAAAUUUAAUGAAGUUGAUAACAUGCAAAGUUACAAGAAUACGGAUCGGAAAAAAUAUCGGAGAACAGAAUUUAAAAAUCUUAUAUACAUAUUUAGUUUACCUGUGGCUGUAUAUGCCUCAGGAUAUUUAUUUGUGUUUGGCUAUCCUAGUAGUCCGCAAUAUCUUAAUAGUAUAAUUGUCUCUUCUAUGUUAAGCAUAAUCAUGCUUGUAUAUAUCUGCAUAAAAAUUGCAAAACAUAAUAUGUUAGUAGAAGGGAAUUUUAAACCUAAUUUAAAGGAUUAUAUUAAGGCUUUUAAGGAGUCAUUUUAA